AUGGAACCAAACCAUCCGAUGCUGUUUAUAUGUAUUUAUUUGUCAACAUUGAAUUUCUUCAAAAACACACACCUGUACUUUGACCACUACAGUAACCCAUUCAAGCUCAUAUCUGCUACCGUAGUCCUUUCUUCUUUUCUUCUAACUUCAUGCACCUUGGAGCAUGCUCUCGAAGAUGACAUAUCAGAUUCUUUUGCCCCUGUUAUCAAAGGAAAUGGAGAUGUGAUUAUUCUGAAUCUUUCGAAUAUUGAUCAUACUAAUGGAGCUGAAAUUCCUCGAAAUUUGACCGAAGAGGAUACCAAAAUUAUUCCAACCAACAUUGAUUUCGCUGCACUGAAAGAAGCGUAUGCGAAGGAAAAUAAAGCUGAACGAUUUCUGCCAUCCCGUCUGUUUUUUAAAGACGAAAAGAAGAAAAAGUGA
Caenorhabditis briggsae is the source of this 420-nucleotide messenger RNA. The record is from RefSeq and is a predicted model, not a curated record. Lineage: Eukaryota; Metazoa; Nematoda; Chromadorea; Rhabditida; Rhabditidae. The transcript has 3 exons. Bases 1 to 420 code for a protein of 139 amino acids.